CUCGCGCACCCCGCUGUCCCCUCUCCCCCUGUCUUUCUCCCUCGGCUGGAACCGAAGAUUAAAUACAAACACAGCUAUGGGAGGAUUUAACGCGUAGCGGCCCCUGCUCCAUUUUAUUUAAAUUUAAAGCGUCGAGUUUAUUCCCCGCGAAAAUGGCGACGGGGGCAGGCUGGCAGCCUCCGUACAGCACCUCGACUAGCAGCACCAAAUAUACCCCCUCGCCAACGUCCAGCAUGUUUUACGACGGGAGUUUGACGCUGGAAUACACUCAAGACUUGCAUUUGAAGAUGAGCAAGAAGAUAGCACAACUGACCAAGGUGAUUUAUGCUCUCAACACCAAGAACGACGAACAUGAGGAAGAAAUCGAGUCUCUGAAAGAAGCCCACGAGGACGAGGUCCAACACAUUGUGACAGAAACCAGAGACAAGAUCAUGCAGUACAAGAGUAAGAUGGUGGACGAGGCAGACCUGAGGCGGCGGCUGGCCAGUCUGGAAGAAUCUGUCGAACUCCACGAACACAUGAAGAGACAGGCUUUAGCAGAGUUUGAGAUGUACAGACAGAGAAUGGAGGAUUCCCAGCUCUGCACUGAGGCCCAACACACGCAGAGAGUGGUUUCUAUGAGCAGAGAGGUGGAGGAGAUGCGUCGGGAUUUUGAGGAGAAGCUGCGGGCGUUCAGCCAGGCUCAGGCCCAGUUUGAGGCGGAUAAGCGUCGAGCGCUGGAGGAGCUGAGGGCCACCCACCGCCAGGAGGUGGAGGAACUCCUCAACAACCAGCAGAACCAGAGUGCCACCUCCAACGAAGACCAGGAGAAACUGGCCGAACUCCAUAGACAAGAGGUGGAGGCACUGAUGGAGAGGGUGGAGGAGCUUACGAAGGAUAAGGUCCGUCUGGUGGAGGAGUUUGAGGCCAAGCUGGGCAAAGCUCAGGAGUAUUACGAGAGGGAGCUGGAGGCCAUGAGGAGAACACACCAGCUCACCACCGAGAACCUGCUGGCCUGGAAGAGGACAGAGGUUGAGCUUCGUAAGGAGUUCCAGGCUCAGGAGGCAGCGCUGCAGCGCUCGCUCUCCAAGCUGAGGAGCGAGCUUCAGAAAGCACAGGAGGAGGCCAGAGAGAACCGAGACAAGACCAACAGACUGCAGACAUCGCUGGCCAACGCCGAGGGAACUAUCAAGAACCUGCACAAGCAGCUGGAAGAAGCCAUCCAGGACGGAGAGAUCUGGGUAAUGCAGCUGAAAGACACCGAGUACGAACUAGAGGGCAGCAGGGAACGAGUUCAACAGCAGGCAACUGAAAUCCUCCAUAAAGCCAGUCAGAUUGGCUCCCUGCAGGCCACCCAGAUGACUCACGAGGCCACCAUCAGGAACCUGGACCAGGAGCAGAACCGGCUGAAGGAGAAGAUCAACAGGCUGGAGGAGGAGAGGGAGGCCCUGCUCAACCAGAGCCAGGCCGCCAACGAACAGCACAAACAGCAAGUGCUCAAACUUGAACAGUCUCUGCGUGAGGAGCACCAGGGUUACGAGAAGGAGCUCUCCAGACUGAGAGCACACUAUGAGGAGGAGAUGCUUCGCUUCAAGGAGGCGCAGGUCAGAGCGCUGGAGGAGUUGGAGGAGAAACACCAGGCCAUGAGUGAGGAGGCCCAGCAGGAGAAGGAGGAGGAGAAGAAAAUCCUCAUGGCGAAAAUGAGUCAGGAGUUUGAGAUUAAGCGGCUGUCAUUGGAGGAGCAGCGAGACCGCCUUCAGCAGCAACUUGACAACUUGAAAGAGGAGCUCUCGGCCAAGCUCAAUAUGGCCAAUCAAGAGGUGUCCCACCUCCAGGAGUUGGUGAGGGAGGGGGAGCAGAACCUGGGUUCAGCUCAGACACAGAUCUCCUGUCUGAGGGAAACUCAGGAGAAACUCAGGAUAGAACUAGACGCAACUAGAUCCCGGGUCCGAGAGACCAGCAACCUGCUAACCGACCUACAGGAGGAGAUCGAGACACAGAGACAGCAGCACGAGGCCAGAGUGAUGUCCAUCAGAACAGAAGAGAAACAGAAGAUGGACAAGAUGGCAGAUGACUUGGACCAGAAAUGGAGAGAUGCACUGCGGGAAGAGGUGCGUCUUUUGAAGGAGGAGUUGACUGAGGAGUAUGAAGCAGACAAACAGGCGACGUUGACUCAGAUCUCCCAGCAGAAAGAACUGGAGAUGAUGGCAACAAGAGAGGGUUGGCAGAGGAAGGUGGAAGACCUGCUGGAACAGAUCUCUCUGUUGAAGCAGUCCCUGGAGCUGCAGUUGUCUCAGUCCCAGUCAGCUCUGCAGCAGCUGCAGUCUCAGUUCAGCCAGGAGAGGGAGCUGCUGACCCAACAGCUGAAAGAGAUGCAGAGAGAACAUCAGAGGAGAGAGCAUCGAUUACAGGAGGCUCACUGCUGUGCCCUGAGCACCAUGGAGGAGGCCAGACAACACCAGAUAAGGGCUCUGGAGGAGCGUCUGAAGCAGGAGCAGAGGGAGGAGGUUCACGCUCUGAAGGAGGCCCACAGGAGGACUUUAGAAAUCCUGAGGCAGCAGUCGGACCAGGAGCUGCAGACACUGCGCUUUGAACUGGAGGAUGAGGGGAAAGCAAAGCUGGCUUCUCUUCGUGCGGAACUGAACCACCUCCACGCUACAGCCAUAGAGCAUCUGAAGCAGAUCCACCUUAAAGAAAACACUGCCACCAAGCGAGAGCUAGAGAAAGCUAUGGAGCACAGCCACCAGCAGGAACAAGAGCUCCUGGGUCGUAUCUCCGACCUGCAAGCAGAGUUGUGUUCCCGUAGCAACCGCAUCACCGAUCUGGACCAUGAGAUCCACUCUCUGAACGAGACCAUCGACACUCUGACCAGAGAGCUGGAGCUGAAGGGCAAAGAGGUGCUGCGGGUCCGCAGUGAAGCGAAUCAUCAGAUAAGGGCCCAUGAACAAGACCUUUCAAAGAGACAUGAGAGGGACCUGGGGGAGAUGAGUGUAGUCCAUCACAGAGAAACACAAAUCAUGCUGGCUGACUUCAACAAGGCCCAGGAGGUCCUCAAAGACAAGAUCUCUGCUCUACAAAUAUUGUUGGAGGGGACAGAGGAGAAGCUAAGAAACAGAGAAAGCCGACCAGAAGACCUGCACAUUAUCGCAGAGCUCAGAGAGAUGGUCACAGAGAGAGAAGCUCUGGUCAAAAAGCUGGUGGAUGACAAGAAAUUUUACCAGUUGGAGUUGGUCAACAGAGAGACAGGAUUCAACAAGGUCUUCAAUUCCAGUGCCAACGUUGGUGUAAUCAACCCUCUUAUCAAGUCAAAAACAGGCAGCCAAUCAGAGCACCGCUUCACCAGCUUUCCUAGCCAGUCAGCUCUCCGAUUCGUCAGCCCUCCCACCAUGAGUCAUGAAGGAGAGGAAGAGGAGGGACGGGAGGUGGAGGAGCAUACUCCUCCUCCUCCUCCUUCUUCUUCUCCUCAUCCUCCACAUCAUCCCAUGCCAAGCCUUGCUCUUCCUCAUGCUCCUCAUCCUCAGGAAGCCCUGGUGCAGCAUCAGGGUCUACAAAGCUUUAGGAGCCUUCCUGAGGACAACGCCACAACACCAUCCGACCCGAGGAGGGUGGAGGCAGGAAAAAGCAAAGAAUACGUUGCAAAAGAAGAGGAGCUGUACUCGCAGUACUUCUCUUUCUGACUGGCAAAAAAACAAAAAAAAAAUCCCAAUUGUGUCAAAAAAAAUGAAGUAAUGGGACAGAGAGCUAAAGUUGGACAGCGAUCAAACUGAAGGUUCUGAAAGACAUUAAUAUCAAACGUCCACAGCUAAUCACAGCAUUCCCAUCAGUCGGGCAGUACUGAGAUUCCGGUGUGAUUGCAACCUUAGGGCUUCCAUACGUGGUGAGCACGAUGAGUAGUGAGGCUUGUCAGUGCGUCAUCAUGACAGUGUGCACGGUAGCAGGAGGUGAGGUGACAUACACACAUUAGUCGACGGUCUCUGCAUUUAUACCAUCUGCAACUGUGCACAACGUGACAUUUGUAUGAGCUCUAAAGUGGUACAUAUAAUGUCAAGUUUAAAGGACUUCAUUACCCAUGAGUUGAGAUAUUGAAGAGGUUCACUUGCAGCCCUUUGAGAGACAUCUUUGGCUCUCAAGUUGGAAUGUGAGAGAGGAAAUUUGACUGAUAACGUUAAACAAUGCAAAAAACUAUAAUGCUAUGUAAUUCAAUAUGCUACAUUUAGUUUGAUUUUAUUUCUUUGGUUUAGAGAGGAAGAAUAAAUCUAAAUAUAAGAUUUUUGGUCACAUGUCUAAAUAAUAAAGGCAUAGUGCCUCUACUAAUAAUUAUAUAUAAAUACAUUAUUUUUGCCGAUGCAAAGCUGUUAGAAUGAUGCAUCCUCAAGUUUAUCCCAGAUUGUAUCACACUUUUUGAAUCAGGGCAAUCACAUCUUGAACUUCUUUGUCAGUGCACCGAUGCGAAUCAGUGAAUCUUACCCUCCCCAGUGUCGACAAAUUAAAUAACAGUCCACUGAUAAAAUGUAACUAUAUUCUUUAACAUUUAAAGUCAUCAUAUCAAGAUGAGAGCUGUAUUAUUAACAUAUAAAGUCUCAACAAGAAAUAUUGACACAUUAAUGUGUUAUUUUAGUCGUUGGAGUAGUUGUUGGACCAUCUUUCCGAUUCCUAUUAUGCCAUAUGUCAAAUUUCCAGUAGAAAGGGCAUCCUUCCAGGUCUCACACGGACAGAUUAGUUUUAAUAUAAAGAGACUGUAGAGCUCUUACAGACAUUUCAGGCACUCACUUUGAGUUUUUUCCUACAAAUAAAGUGUUAAGAUCAGUGGUUCCCAACCUUUUCCUCUAAUGUACCCCCACAGCCCUGUCUAAGGUAAAAUUUGAGUGGUAGAAAUGUAUCCAUUUAUCCAUUUCUUUUAAGCUUUAUAAACCAUUUUCAGCUAACUAUUUCAACUGUUUAUUUAUUACUUAAAGAAAUCUACAGUAUUUUAUCCACUACUUUAGGUCUUUCAUGAUUUUUUAUAAUAGUUGCUGCUCACAAUUUCCACCAUUCAUCGAUUACUUUUUAGCUAUCUAUUUAACCACUAAGGCAUUACUAUUAGAAGUUAUGGAUAAAUGGUUAAUUAGCUAUCCAUCUCAACAAAACCUCCAAAAUACAUUCUCAAACCUUCAUGAAAUAAUUCCCACCAAUUCUGGAGCUCAUACAAAGAAGUCACAGUAAUGGUUGCAGUGAGUAUGAAUAUAAAGACACUAGUAACAUACUGUAGAUUAAGAGAUGUUCACCUCCAUAUAAUUUCUUUUUUUUUUUGUACAUCGACGUGUCUUACAAGCUGUAAUUUGACUGGAAGUGCUUUGAAAGUUCAUCCAGGACAAAGUGAUUUUUGCCUUGAUACUCGCCUUUAGUCUUUCAUGCUGUGGCCCCAUGUGCAGUGUAAAUACACACCAUGUAUUUGAGGAAAAAUGGACCGAGCUAGCUGCUGAUUCUGGUUGUUUUUUUGGCCUCAGUGCGAUGAACUGCAGUAUACCACAAUAACGACACCAGCAAAAAAAAAAAAAACUAACUUUAGCUUGCUGUCCCAGUGCUUUGACUGUGUACAUACAGUAUAUGUUUGAAAGUCACUUUCAAAUCUCUGAGCUAGUUGAGGGGUGCUUGAUUUACCAUUCCAGACACCUCAACAGUCUCAGGAGGGGAAACAUCAAGAGGAACUGAAUCAAGCACCCCUCACAUUUUUAUUAUUCCAGUAUUUAUAAUGUAACAAGCUACUGUUUUUCUACGGUCUGUUUGUGAUGCCAGUGGACCAGAGACAUGCAGAGAAAGAGUUCUGUCAGCGACAUGGAAGGAACUUUUUUAAUGCCAAGGAGUGUUUAGUUAAACACUUAAUUUCAUUACAAGUUAGGAGCUUCAUGUGAGCAACCCAACUCUUUUGCUACAUGUCUCUGCCUGUGGGGCAGGCCAUAGAGCAUGUGAAAACAGAAACACUAUCAUAAUGCUGCUGUCACUCACUUGAAACCCUCAUAUCUCCCGUUUUUUGGUGUACUGUCUGUUUUGACUUGACAGUUUACAUAGUUCUUGUGCUGCGUACUUUAAAGGUCCAUUCAGUAACCUGUACAGUUUCCAAACCGCAUGGUCAUCAUCAGCCUGAAAGAGGCUCCGUUUCUUACUUCUUGAAAAGUCGAUAGAGGGACGUGAGGUGUGAGAGGCUACUUCCUCUCACGCCGACACCACCGGGCUCCAUCCAACAACACAAACACAUUCAGUCACAUUACGGCUUCAAUCGAUGCUCGCGUCCCAUAACAGAAUCAACUGAGGCCUCAAUGGUUCAGGAAGUGUUUGCAUUCAUGGAUCAUAAAAUAUAUUAGACACAAGUCAAUAAUGCAAUUCAAUACAAUCCCACCACAAAGAACUGAAUCACCCCCUCUGAUAAAGUAUCAACAAAUAUAUAUACUGUUUCCCUGUUUGUUUGUUUUUCAUCCAGCUCCUAUACACUAUCUAUUUUACAAAAGCCUUCUAAAAUACAUAAAAUAAUUUCCCCCUGGGAUUAUUAAAGUAUUUCUGAUUCUGAUUCUGAAUCUGAUAAACCUUCUAAGUUGCACAUCAUACUCAAAAUAAUUCAAGAAAAUAUAUACAUUAAAGCCCCCUACAAGCAAUCUUCAUUUUGGUUUCAAGGAUUCUAUGUAUGAGACAAGAAGAAACACACAUUUCAAUGAAUAAUUCAACAUUUUGGGAAACGCAUUUAUUCACUUUCUUGCUGAGAGUUAGAUGAAAAGAUUGACACCACUCUCAUGUCUGUAUGGUAACUAUGUACCUGGAGUCAGUUAUUUUAGCUUAGCAUAAAAGCAGAAAGCAUCUCCUCUCUUUAAUCUGAAGGGGAAAAAAGCAUCUGUUUGUGGAUCCACAGGAUGUUAAGUGCGGGACUACUUCUUGGCCUGGCACAUUUUUUCCGCUCGAUGCCUGGCAACUUUAUGCUAUGCUAAGCUAAGCUAACAUCUCUCAGGUAUAGCUUCAGUAUUAACAUACAGACAUGAGUGGUAUCGAUCUUCUCGUCUAACUUAAUGCAAAAAAGCAUAUUUCUUGUAAAAUUUGCGGUAUCCUGAAAUCUGAAGAAAGAUAGGAUGUGAAUUCUUAAAAAUGGAAAAACUUAAAGAUAUUCUCUUUUUGCCUUCAUUUUAAAUGGUGAUUUCAUAGUAUAUUUGUUUAUUAAGUACUGAAAUUCUACAUUUUUGUGUUUCCUUUUUAUCUCAUAUCACUGUUUUGUCAAACCAAAAAAUGAAACACUUCCUGAAAGCAGACAGGACCUCUAGCAGACGUGUCUGUGUUUGUGCCAUAAGGGAAAGACAGUAAAAAUUAGCCAUCAAAUUGGAAAAUCUUAUAAAAGAUUUAUAAAACCAAAUAAAUAAAGAAUUUGCCUCCCUGAUUUUGUAUUAUAACUAUACACCAAACUUCUAUCACAACACUCUGAUAUCUAACUGUCCCCUUAUGACAUGAAUGCAUCAUAAUGCCAUUGAAGUUUAUGUUACGCUGACAGUAUAUUAAAUGGUUUAAUCAUAUUAUUGACCUGUAAAGUGACAAAACCCAGCAAAGAAAAUGGACCAAUAAAGACAAACAACGGUCUCCUCUCUGGGAGCGUAGACCAGACACUGAACCGCAGUUGGUUCACUCCUCCAUGCGCACUGUGAAGAUUAUAUUUAUUCAAACAAUUACGUUAGAUAUUGACAUUUAAGCUUCAGUGUCUGCGUCCGACUAUGCAGAAGUCUUCUGUUUCUUCUUUAGUUUUUAUCUUUUUUUAAAUACAUUUCUCACAGUCCAAUCCAAUUUUACUGCCACUCUUUUUAUUUCCCUGCUUAUGAUUUCACAUACUUGUAUGUAUACUGUUUUUUCCAGCUAAAACCAAGAAGCGCAUUGUGGGGCUGCCCUAUCUAACAGUGAUGGAGUUUUGAAUGUUUUCCUACCUUCCAGGCAGCCAGUAAUUUAACUACAGUAUCAAGAUCAACUUACAGAAACUUGAAAGUUGGCUUAAGAUGGCAUCGCUGUGAAUAAUAUUUCUGUCAAAUAUUAAACUUUUGAAAACAAUGAAAGCAGAUAUGAUAUUAACUGUGAUGGAUUGCCAAACUCAAGUGAGUUUAAAAUCUUAGCUUGCAGUAAUGUACGUGUGCUCACCUCCAAUUG
This is a messenger RNA of Morone saxatilis (striped sea-bass), 8127 nucleotides long. Its product is annotated as protein FAM184A-like. Bases 153 to 3656 code for a protein of 1167 amino acids. The record is from RefSeq and is a predicted model, not a curated record. The transcript is spliced from 25 exons. Lineage: Eukaryota; Metazoa; Chordata; Actinopteri; Moronidae.